Culicoides brevitarsis is the source of this 923-nucleotide messenger RNA. Its product is annotated as matrix-remodeling-associated protein 7. Lineage: Eukaryota; Metazoa; Arthropoda; Insecta; Diptera; Ceratopogonidae. The coding region runs from base 43 to 456 and encodes 137 amino acids. The record is from RefSeq and is a predicted model, not a curated record. The transcript is spliced from 3 exons.
UACAAAAAAUUCCGGAAAAUAAUAGUUUUCUCUAAUUAAAAAAUGAAUAAUUUAGUGAAACACGUUCAGUCAUUCUUUCUCGAAGUGAAUAAUGUGAUGAUUUUUAGCGUAAUAAUUUCUCUCAUUACGACGAUAAUUUUCAUGAAAAAAUUCUACAAAGGAUCAAGUGACCGUGAACAGCUUAACAACGCAUCAGAUGAGGACAACAAAUCAUCCACCGACAGCGAAGAUGAGUCAGAUGAAGAAUCCAACGGAAUUUACGCGCGUUUAAAAAAAGCAAAAUUUAAUAAGUUACGUGAAACGUUAUCCGAGGACCAAAAACAAGCCGAAAAAGAGAUUGAAAAACAGCAGUUGGCAGCAAUUUUCGAACUGCUAAAGCGACAACAGGAGGAAUUGCAAUUAGCGGGUGAAGUCAGCGAAAUAGAUUUGAAAGAGCAGCUCAGUUUGUACAGAUAAGCAGCAAAAAACUCGAUUUUCUUAUAUUGAUUUGCAUUUCAUGACCAUCCAAGGAACACAAAAUCGAUUGCUAAAUCGAGUGAACGAAAAAUUUAAUUGUACAUCUUUCUCGUGUGUGUAUUUGUAGUUCAUCUAGUUUGAAUAUUUUUCUCCAACACAGAAGCAGUGAGCAUAUAGAUUCGCAAUUACACGAAAUAGGAGGAAAAAUUAUGUUCGCACAAUUAGUUUUCAACUACUUAGCAUGACUUCUAGAACGUUCGUUUCACAAAAAAAGGCGACUUGUGAGGUUUCAUCGACGAGAAAAAGACGGAAUUAGUAGAACAAAAGGCAUAUUUAAUGACUUUUUUUCCUUUUUUUUGGAAAAAUGGAGAAAAUAAUUAAGCAAAGAUCGAUUUUUGUGUGUCCUUCGACUAUUUUUUGUGUGUGGGACGGAGACUUGUUCAAAAAAUUUCAGGGAAUGACUGAUA